ACACAUUGUUUAUGUCACAUUGGCCAGCGGUGAAUUGCAAAGCGGUAGGACUCACAGCGAGAUUGGUAAAUAAUCACUAUUUUAUUAUGCUGUCAACACAGCAUUCUGACCAUUCUCUGCAUUGUCGCUUGAAGAUAUCAGCAGGUUUCUCAGUUUUUCAUCGUGUUCCUGACCAAGUCCAAGGGGAGGAACAAGUGACUGUAAGGACUAGUUAGAAAAUGCAACAUCUUCUGCAUCUUCGUCCCUUCCGGGGGCCUCUCUCCUCUGUCCUAUGGAGGAGACUAUGUUGUACCUCCUACUCCACCCAGCAGCCCCACUCCCUCCAGGGCUCCCUCCCCCCAGAGACCCGCCUGAACCCCCUCAAUAUCCAGAUGCUGUCCCAAAACCUCCAUGAGCAGAUCUUCCGCGGCGCAGAGCAGGAGUACGAGGAUGAGAAGGUGGAGCGGAGCAUCAGGCACCUACAGAGGCACCAGCUGUGGGGAAAAGAAGCCUCCCUGCUGCCUGGUGUGGAGCUCCAGCUGCCCCACAUGUACGGAGAGAACAUAAACGACCACUUCCGCCUGCUGGCCCAAAAGCAGAGCCUUCCCUACCUGGAGGCUGCCAGUAAGCUCCAGCAGGCCCCGCUGCCACCCAUGCCCCAGGACUGGGUAUGGGAGGUGGGCUGGAUGCGCUACGGGCCGGGUGGGGAGGCCAAACGGGUUGACUUCCCAGACGAGGCAGGCCUGGUGUUUGACGUGGAGGUGUGCAUGGCAGAGGGACACUGUCCCACGCUGGCUGUGGCUGUAUCCCCUACUGCCUGGUACUCGUGGUGCAGCAAGCGUCUGAUAGAGGAGAGAUACUCCUGGUCCAGCCAGCUGACCCCUGCUGACCUCAUCCCCAUGGAGACCCCGACCAACUCCAGCCGCCCUCCGGAGGGCCAGUGGAGGGAGAGACUGAUUGUGGGUCACAACGUCAGCUUUGACCGGUCUUACAUCAAGGAGCAGUACCUGCUGAAGGGGUCCAAGGCUCGUUUCCUGGACACCAUGAGUCUCCACAUGGCCAUCUCUGGUCUGACUGGGUUCCAGCGCACGCUGUGGAUGGCCAACAAGCACGGCAAGAGGCGUGGCCUCCUGGAGGUCAAAGCGCAUAUGAAGAAAGUGGGCCGACCUGGGCGGAAGGAAGGGCCCAUGAUCGGCUCAUGGGACUGGGUGAAUAUCAGCAGCAUCAACAACCUGGCUGAUGUGCAUGCUCUGUAUGUGGGAGGGGAGCCACUGCAGAAGGAGGCCAGAGAGAUCUUUGUGAAGGGCAGCAUGGCUGACGUCAGGAACAACUUCCAGGAGCUGAUGCAGUACUGCGCUCUGGACGUCCAGGCCACUCACCAGGUGUUCUGUGAGCAGCUGCCCCUCUUCAUGGAGAGGUGCCCUCAUCCAGUAACAUUUGCAGGGAUGCUGGAGAUGGGCGGGUGCUACCUACCUGUCAAUCAGAACUGGGGGAGGUACCUGGAAGACUCUCAAGACACGUUUGAGGAGCUGCAGAGAGAGAUGAAGAAGAGUCUGAUGAGUCUUGCGGAUGACGCUUGUCAACUGCUACAGGACGACAGGUAUAAGGAGGACGCCUGGCUUUGGGAUGUGGAAUGGGACGUCCAGGAGUUCAAGCAGAAGAAGGUGACCGUCAGCAAGAGAAAACGCUCAGAGGCUGAGCCAGCACCCAGCACACCAUUGAGAGACUGGGAUCAGGACCCAGGUCCCCCCACUGAGGAGGAGAUAGCAGAAACGUGCCCAAGUAGGGAGGCUCUGGAGAGGCUGAAGAAGAUGGUCAGCAGGCUGCCUAAGAGGAGACAGCACCUGCCUGGACAUCCUGGGUGGUAUCGUAAGUUGUGUGUGAAGAUGUCGGAGGAGGAGGAGAGCUGGUCGCCGGGGGCCAGCCUGAUCAGUCUGGCUAUGCGGGUGACUCCCAAGCUGAUGGGGCUGACGUGGGACGGCUUCCCCCUGCACUACACGGAGCAGCACGGCUGGGGCUACCUGGUGCCUGGCCGCAGGGACAACCUGAUGGAACCCCAUGGGGGGGAGGAGGACACCAUGGGGCCUGUGUGUCCCCACAGGGCCAUAGAAAGUGUGUACAGAGAGUACUGUGAGCAGAAAGGUAAAGAGCAGCCUAGGUGUCUGGACAACGGCCUCUCUGAUGACCUCAUGCUAACCGACAGCACACUGUGGCAGACGGUGGAAGAGUUGGGUCGCUUGGAAAGUGUGUCAGAGGAGGAGAACGGUGGCAGGGUGACUAGGAAGAGCAAUAAGGAAAUGCAGGAUAUUAAUUCUCUACCAGGUGAGAGUCACUGUCCCUAUCACCAUGGAAAUGGACCUUACAACGAUGUCAACUUUCCGGGCUGCUGGUUUUUCAAACUCCCACACAAGGAUGGAAAUGACAACAACGUGGGCAGCCCCUUCUCCAAGGACUUCCUGUCCAAGAUGGAAGACGGCACCCUGAGAGCGGGGCGGGGGGCCACCAACGCCACCCGGGCUCUGGAGAUAAACAAGAUGAUCUCUUUCUGGAGGAAUGCCCAGAAACGCAUCAGCUCUCAGAAGGUGGUGUGGCUGAGGAAAGGGGAGCUCCCUCGCAGUGUCAGCAGGCAUGAAGAGUAUGAUGAGGAGGGGCAGUACGGCGCCAUCUUGCCCCAGGUCAUCACCGCGGGAACCGUCACCCGCAGGGCUGUGGAGCCAACGUGGCUGACUGCCAGCAACGCUCGGCGGGAUCGAGUGGGCAGUGAGCUGAAGGCCAUGGUACAGGUGCCCCCUGGGUACCACCUGGUGGGGGCGGACGUGGACUCCCAGGAGCUCUGGAUCGCUGCCGUUCUGGGAGAGGCCCACUUUGGUGGCAUGCAUGGCUGCACAGCGUUCGGCUGGAUGACCCUGCAGGGCAAGAAGAGCCAGGGCACUGACUUGCACAGCCGCACGGCUGACACGGUGGGCAUCAGCCGCGAACAUGCCAAGGUCUUCAACUACGGACGCAUCUACGGCGCUGGGCAGCCUUUCGCCGAGCGUCUGCUCAUGCAGUUCAACCACCGCCUCAGCCAGCCAGAGGCCGCCAGCAAGGCCCGGCAGAUGUAUGCCCUCACCAAGGGCCUACGCAGGUACCGUCUGUCUGAGGAGGGUGAGUGGCUGCUGAAGGAGCUGGAUGUGGAGGUGGAAAGGGACGAAGAUGGGAGCGUCUCCCCGCAGGAUCUCCGCCGGAUCACAAGACUGGCCUCCCAAAGUUCUCGGAGGAGGAAGUGGGAGGUGGCGGGCCAGCGUCUGUGGGCUGGUGGUACGGAGUCAGAGAUGUUCAACAAGCUGGAGAGCAUUGCCCUCUCAGCCCAGCCAGCCACCCCUGUCCUGGGCUGCAGGAUUAGCAGAGCCCUGGAGCCUCAGGCUGUCAAAGACGAGUUCAUCACCAGCAGAGUGAACUGGGUGGUGCAGAGCUCGGCGGUGGACUACCUCCACCUGAUGCUGGUGGCCAUGCGCUGGCUGAUGGAGGAGCACGACAUCGACGGACGCUUCUGCGUCAGCAUCCACGACGAGGUACGCUACCUGGUCCGCAGCGAAGACCGCUACCGGGCAGCACUGGCCCUGCAGAUCACCAACCUUCUCACAAGGUGUAUGUUUACCCAUGCACUGGGUAUGCAGGACCUGCCCCAGUCAGUGGCCUUCUUCAGUGCCGUGGACAUUGACCGCUGUCUGAGGAAGGAGGUGACCAUGGACUGUGUGACUCCCUCCAACCCCACAGGGCUGGAGCGCAAAUACGGCCUCCCACAGGGCGAGGCUCUGGACAUAUACCAAAUCAUAGACAUCACCAAAGGCUCUCUGGGGAAAGGGAGAUAACAGGGUGAACAGACCAGUCUUCUGUGUAGCUCGUGCAGACAGGGGCAUCAUGGGAUAAAGGUCCUCCAGGGCUGACCCAACCCAGGCACUGAGUCAAACCAAUGACGUCAAUGGGAACUGCAGGGUCACGUUCAUAAGGCACCAAACAGAAGAAAACAGUCAGCAGCGGAGUUGUACUAUCUAGAGUUGUCCCAUUUUAUUAAAAAUUUUUUUUUUUAAGGGCUAA
Molecule: messenger RNA, 4059 nt
Organism: Oncorhynchus nerka (sockeye salmon)
Lineage: Eukaryota; Metazoa; Chordata; Actinopteri; Salmoniformes; Salmonidae
Product: DNA polymerase subunit gamma-1-like
Exons: 22
Coding region: 219-3833 (1204 amino acids)
Biological process (GO): mitochondrial DNA replication
Cellular component (GO): gamma DNA polymerase complex; mitochondrion
Molecular function (GO): DNA-directed DNA polymerase activity; DNA binding; 3'-5' exonuclease activity
Source: RefSeq, a predicted model, not a curated record